AUGGCCAAACCACUCAAUGGCAAGCAUCUUACGGCCGACAUUGACUUCAUCGCCACCCCGCCCCACGCGCCCGACUCCUUCGCGACUGGCGAAGACUGCGGAGUGAAGACGACGACUUCUCCCUCGAUCAACAACCCUCCCCUGCCCGCUGACGGUCCCGGAAAUGAGCACUUUUCCAACCUCGCACUGGGAGGUCUGCUCCUCGGCGUGCCCGUCACCCUCGCCUGGAUGGUGGGCGGUGGCUUCAAGACCACCAUCUUCUUUGCUCUCCUGACGGCGCUCCCGGUUCUGAUUGCCUACUGGACGGUCAUGUCGGCGUACAGCCCGCGGUUGAACGAGAAAGUCCGCCUCCCCGGUCGCCCCGUGGAGUACUACCUCACCUUCAAGAAGGACGUGGACCGUGCUCGGUGGAAGGGGUCGAACAAGAUUCCCCUGCAGACCUUCUACGCGUUGUAUCUGGCUGGCGAGGUGGACUUCAACGGGGAUACGUUGAACGCCAUGGAGUACCGCCACGACUGGGCGACCUUCAACUUCACCUGGGACACGUUCAAGUUCCUGCUGGGCACGUUCUUUGUGGACGUGAUGUUCCAUACCCGCUCGCAGGAUGAGGACCAGGUGCGCCCGACGUACGACAGCGGCAACGACCACUACGCCUGGUUCCUGGGCCCGCGCAUGAUCUACACGUCGGGCAUCAUCGGGGACGCCAGCCGCGAAGAGACCCUGGAGGAGCUGCAGGACAACAAGAUGGCGGUUGUGUGCGAGAAGAUCGGGCUGAAGGAGGGCGAGAAGCUGCUGGAUAUCGGAUGCGGAUGGGGCACGCUGGCCCGGUUCGCGAGUCUCAACUACGGCGCCCGUUGCACGGGUGUCACGAUUGCACGCAACCAGACGGAAUGGGGCAACGACGCGCUCCGCAACGCCGGCAUCUCCGAAGAGCAGUCCAAGAUCCUCUGUCUCGACUACCGCGAUAUCCCCAAGCACGAGAAGUUCAACAAGAUCACCCAGCUCGAGAUGGGCGAGCAUGUCGGCAUCCGCAAGCUGACGGGCUUCUUCCGCCAGUGCUACGACAUGCUCGAGGACGAUGGCUCCAUGUACGUCCAGCUUUCCGGUCUCAGACGCGCGUGGCAGUACGAGGAUUUCAUCUGGGGGCUGUAUCUCAACGACCAUAUCUUCCGCGGCGCCGAUGCCUCCACCCCCCUGGGCUACUACAUCAGCUGUCUGGAGAGCGCUGGAUUCGAAGUCAAGAGUGUCGAUACUAUUGGCGUCCACUAUUCCGCCACUCUCUGGCGCUGGUACCGCAACUGGCUCGGCAACGCCGAACAGGUCAAGUCGACCUACGGCCAAAAAUGGUUCAGAACCUGGGAACUCUUCCUGGCGUACUCGACGAUCGCCUCCCGGCAAGGCUCGGCGACCUGUUUCCAGAUGGUGGUGGUCAAGAACCUCAACUCGACGCAUCGCAUCGAUGGCUGGUCUACGCAGGCGGGCCUGGCGGGCCAUCUGGCUGCCAGCAAGGCGGCUGGCAAGGCGACUUUGAAGCAGUAG
This is a messenger RNA of Penicilliopsis zonata CBS 506.65, 1539 nucleotides long. RefSeq lists its product as hypothetical. Bases 1 to 1539 code for a protein of 512 amino acids. The record is from RefSeq and is a predicted model, not a curated record. The transcript is spliced from 4 exons. Gene Ontology annotation, biological process: cellular response to biotic stimulus. NCBI's taxonomy places the organism in Eukaryota, Fungi, Ascomycota, Eurotiomycetes, Eurotiales, Aspergillaceae.